AGAGAAAUCGGUCCAGCAUCUCCGGAGCUGCGGAGCGGAGCGGAUGACAGAGACAGAGUCCUCAUCAGCAAAAUGAGCUGGAAUUAGCUCGCCGCCUGCCUCCCGUGUGUUCGUGUUUCUCUGCCGCGAUGUGCAAACUGGAUAUUUAACGACUUAACGUCCUCGUCUGCUACACAUCAGUGCGGAGACCUGACUUUAUUCUAUCAAUGAGAUAUGUGGAGUGGCUUUACCGCUCGGUGGUAACGCAGAAAAACACAAGAUGAAGAAGCAGUUCAACCGAAUGAGACAGCUUGCCAACCAAACAGUGGGCAGAGCUGAAAAAACAGAAGUAUUGAGUGAAGACCUAUUGCAGGUGGAGAAACGUCUGGAGCUGGUCAAGCAGGUUUCUCACAGCACACACAAGAAGCUGACUGCCUGUCUGCAGGGCCAACAGGGCGUUGACGUGGACAAGAAGUCUGUCAGGUCCCCCUCGAAAAAGCUUCCUCUCACAACACUUGCACAAUGUAUGGUGGAGGGGGCGGCUGUGCUUGGAGACGAGUCACUAUUGGGAAAGAUGCUGAAACUCUGUGGGGAGACGCAGGAAAAACUCGCUCAGGAGCUCAUCUUGUUCGAGUUCACCAUCGAGAGGGACGUCAUCGAACCAUUGUAUGAACUUGCAGAGGUGGAAAUCCCAAAUAUCCAGAAACAAAGAAAACAUUUAGCAAAACUGGUAUUGGACAUGGACUCUGCACGCACAAGGUACUAUCAAUCCACCAAGUCUUCAGGACUGGCCAGCAAUCUGCAGCCAACAGGAGCCAAGGCCGACCACCUCAGGGAAGAGAUGGAGGAGGCAGCCAACCGCAUGGAGAUUUGUCGAGACCAGCUAUCAGCAGACAUGUACAGUUUUGUGGCCAAAGAAAUUGACUAUGCAAGCUACUUCCAGACACUGAUAGAAGUUCAAGCAGAGUACCACAGGAAGUCAUUAGAGCUACUUCAAAGUGUUCUGCCCCAGAUCAAAGCUCAUCAGGAGACCUGGGUGGAGAAACCGUGCUAUGGGAAACCAUUAGAGGAGCACUUAGCGCUCAGUGGGAGAGAUAUUGCCUUUCCCAUCGAGGCUUGUGUCACCAUGCUGCUGGAGUGUGGCAUGCAGGAGGAGGGUCUGUUCAGAAUCGCUCCCUCGGCCUCCAAACUGAAGAAACUGAAGGCGUCUCUGGACUGCGGGGUGUUAGACGUUCAGGAGUACUCUGCAGACCCGCACGCCAUUGCAGGUGCUUUGAAGUCGUACCUGCGCGAGCUCCCCGAGCCAUUAAUGACCUUUGAACUUUACAAUGACUGGAUCCAGGCCUCCAAUAUUCAAGAUCCAGAAAAAAGACUGCAGGCUUUGCUUGGUGCCUGUGAGAAACUACCCCCAGCCAACAACAACAACUUUAAGUAUUUGAUCAAAUUCCUCUCCAAACUGACUGAAUACCAGGACGUGAACAAGAUGACGCCUGGAAAUAUUGCCAUCGUCCUCGGACCCAACCUUCUGUGGACUCACAAUGAAGGCAACAUCACAGAGAUGAUGACGACUGUUUCCCUGCAGAUCGUCGGCAUCAUCGAGCCCAUCAUCCAGCACGCCGACUGGUUCUUCCCUGGAGAAAUAGAGUUCAACGUCACAGGAAACUAUGGUAGCCCUGUCCACACCAACCACAACGCCAACUACAGCUUGAUGCCAUCUCCAGAUAUGGAUCAGAUAGAUCGCAGGCAGAGCGACCAGAGCCGACGGCCACUGAGCGUCGCAACAGACAACAUGAUGCUGGAGUUCUAUAAGAAAGACGGCAUUAGGAAGAUACAAAGCAUGGGUGUCAAGGUGAUGGACACCUCUUGGGUAUCACGCAGGGGCUCGUCGUCUUCGCGUAAAACUUCCUCCACGCCACCGAGCGUGCACCCCCCUACCCCGCCCGCUGACGCGCUCAUCCCCGAGCAGCAUGGGGAUUUCUAUGCCUUCCCCUCCCCCACCCCUCCUCCCACUAGCAGCGACCGAGCCAGUACUCUAAAAAACAAGGAGCUGUCUCCAGUGAUCGGACAGAAGGGACUCCAGGGAACAAUGACCUCUAGUGGACAGUCUCCACAUCCUGAGCACAGCCCACACAGCCUGCGGAGAGCAAAGAAGCUGGCCCCAAUCCCACCUAAAGGCCCGUACUGCCAAACAGGAGCAAUGUCCGACCAGUCCACAGGUCAGCCGUCUCCAGUCAGCCUGUCGCCCACUCCUCCCAGCACCCCCUCCCCUUAUGGCUUCAGCUACCCACAGGGAUACGCCACCAUCGGCUCUCCAGGUCAGACCCAGACAGCGACCACCCCAUCCCUGUCCUCUCCACCCUCGCUGGCCGGUACUCUAACCAAGCCCAGACCAACCCCCAAACCGCCCCGACAGAGACCUAACUUGCCUCCACCUCAGCCCCCCUCCACACCCGGUACAAGUCCUCAGCCUCUGGAGCAUUCUUCAGGUCUCCUGGAUGGUUUGUCUCCUGGGGAAAGCAUGUCCACAGAUUCACUCUGCAACUUGGACAUCCCUAUCAUCGACAUGGAACUGGACGGCAUUUUUGACUUGACCCACAUCUCCCCCUUCAGGAACUCAGUGGCCCUGCUCAACUCCACCAACAGCAGGGCAGACUCCGACGAUGAGUCUGAGAGCACAGUGCUAUGACGCCGCUGAGUUCCUGUGUUGGCUGUUUGAAUCAAACACAACACCACUGCUGCACCGUCUCUCUCAUUCGUCGGCUUUCCCCUCGCUCCUGCUGCAUCUCUUUAGCCUCAACGACCGCUCUGGAUCUCCUCAUCUCACCUCACCUGUACUCGAUCCAGAGGGGCCGACGUGUAAAAACUAGCGCCUCUGCACAGAAAUAUAAAAAAUAUGGAGAACACACAUACAAGGUGACUUUUUAUCAGAUGCGCCUAUUUACAUUUUUACUUUGGCUGAUUAUUUAGUCCUUUUUUUAAGUUUUCUAUUUCUUUUUGCCUUAUUUGAUUCACCUGCAAUAUUGCCUUUAACGUCACACACAAGACUGGAAACAGGCCGGUGCCGCUGCUGCAUCUCAUGAGUGAACUUCAGAAGAAACCAAGAACACAGUAUUGUGCAUCUACCUGGUCAACUUGUCUUCUUUCUCUCAUCGCUGAACUCCCAUUACCACUUGCUCCUUCACUCCUUCACUCCUCAGGGGUUGUUUGUUUCAUUUCUCACCGAGCGUUCACUGUGAGUGUGCCAGGAUGUUUUUUUAGGAAAGUGUGUGUGUUUUUUGCUAGUGUGUGGUGUGUUAAUUAACGUGGUAAUCAUUCUCUAUGAUGUUGCACUGUUGGUGUUGUGGAGCAAAACCAGGAAUGCAUGUUUUAGACAUUUAGGAGAACAACAACAAGAUGACGCAUCGGUUCAAAGCUCAAUCACACUGUUCUCUAAACUCACAUAGCAGUCAGUAAGGAUAUCAGCCCACCGCUUAUUUAUUGUUUCUACUGUACAUUGUCAGAGUAUAUGAUAUGAUUUACUAUAUAAAUCCAACCAGAUCAUAUUUUUUAUCCACAGGAGAGUUAUAAAGAGACCGUUUCUUCUAUAGCUUAAGCUGUCAGGGAGCUAUGAAAUAUAUACAAUGCAUACUAAAGUUUAUGAAACAUCCAGGAAGAUUAAAAUGAAAAAGUCCAUGUAAUUAUUCAUCAUUGUUUUUGGCAUUAAGCCAGAAUUUUUUCAUUUUUCUUUGUCAAGUUAUGAGACAUUAAGAGGAAGAAAAAGAUGUAUAAGCUUGAUAAUAUGAACCCUGCAGAGCAUAACUAUAUUUAUUUUGAGCGUGAGCUCAGAUUGGUUAGCUGUUAUGCAGUUAUUUUACAAACCUUCUUUCCAGAAAGGUUUGGGAAUUUUCUAAAAUGCAAUAAAAACUUGAAGCUGUUCAUUAAAUUUGUUUAAACCUUCUUUUGACUGACACAAGUCCAAAGCAAUUAUUUUUUAGUGUUUUCAGGAGCUUCAUUCUGUUUAUAAACUAUAAACAAAUUCAAUAUUUGAUGACGCUGGUAUACGUAAAAAAAACAAAAAAAACAUACCUGGAUAGAAAAAAGUUUGCCAUUGUGAUCCAUCAACUUCCUCUAAUGCCACUUACAUCAUGAGGAUACUAAUUGUCACAGUUUUACAGAGAAAUCUCUUCUUGCUGAAUUUAAGAUUUCAGCAACUUAAUAGUCUGUGGUUGUUGUCUGAUUCCAAAACGUUUCACUAGGAUACAGAUGUGGACUGCAGGGAGGCCAGUUAAGCACACACACCCUGCUGAUGGAAGUCGUGCAGAAUGAGGUCUGAUGUCCUGCUGAAACAAUCACAGACCUCCUGAGAAAAGAUGUCCAACAUCCAUUUCUGUAUCAGUGAUACCUUCACAUAAAAUUAAUCAUCCAUGUCAUGGAAACUAAUAGACCAUACCAUCAGAGACGCUGUUUUUUUUUUUUUUUUGUUUUUUUUCAGCUUUCUCUGAUAACAGUCUAGAUGGUUUGUUUCAUUCUCUACAAUAGUUCUUUUCCAAAAGCAGCUGAAACAUGGGCUCAUCUGACCAUAAAACAUGUGUCCACCGACUCUGGCCAUUUAAGAUGACCUCAUGUCUUAAGAACUUGACUGUGUCUGCAUAGAAUUGAAACAUGGCUUCUUCCUCAUGGAAUACAAUGUUCAUGGUGGCUUGAUGGUCUAAUGAUGGUCUCUCUUGCAGUGCUGCCUGAGGACUUAAAGCUGUUGACAGCAUCGUCAACUUUUACUUCCUAAGAUUUCCACCACAGACUCCCUGAAUCUUUUCACAUUAUUCUGUAUAUAUAUAUAUAUAUAUAUAGUUAUUAUUAUUAUUAUUUACUUAUUAUUUAUUUAAUAGAAUAGAUAGGCUGAGUUUGGCAAAAAGUGGUGAGCCCUGAGCUGUCCCUGCAUAGAAAGACUAAGCCUUUGAUGGGUGUUUCUUUUAUACCCAAUC
Melanotaenia boesemani (Boeseman's rainbowfish) is the source of this 4940-nucleotide messenger RNA. RefSeq names its product rho GTPase-activating protein 44-like. Gene Ontology annotation, biological process: regulation of dendritic spine morphogenesis; modification of dendritic spine; negative regulation of Rac protein signal transduction. The coding region runs from base 260 to 2665 and encodes 801 amino acids. Gene Ontology annotation, molecular function: protein binding; GTPase activator activity. The record is from RefSeq and is a predicted model, not a curated record. NCBI's taxonomy places the organism in Eukaryota, Metazoa, Chordata, Actinopteri, Atheriniformes, Melanotaeniidae. The transcript has 21 exons. Gene Ontology annotation, cellular component: presynaptic active zone; dendritic spine; cytoplasm.